This is a messenger RNA of Owenia fusiformis, 414 nucleotides long. The record is from the annotation of a GenBank genome assembly. NCBI's taxonomy places the organism in Eukaryota, Metazoa, Annelida, Polychaeta, Sabellida, Oweniidae.
UGUUACCGUCAUGUAGGUGCAACCUACAAGUUCUACUUGGCGUUCGAGAACUCCGACUGUAGAGAUUACGUCACUGAGAAGGUUUGGAGAAACUCCUUCAUGAUGAACAUAAUACCGAUAGUGCGUGGAUUCUAUAACAAUUUCAAGACAAUCCUACCACCAGGCUCCUACAUUCACACUAACGAUUUCCCAAAUCCUGAAUCACUUGCGAAAUAUUUGAAAUACUUGGACAAAAACAAUACUGCAUAUAAUGAAUAUUUCUCAUGGAAGAAAACAUACAUACAAGACACGACAAGAAAUAAAUUGUGUGAUCUAUGCAGAACAUUACACGAAACUAGAGGCGAUGUUAAAACAUAUAAAAAUAUUUGGGGCGAUUUUUAUUCAUUUAAAAAUAAUUGUUACAAUUAUGAUAAU